Molecule: messenger RNA, 1967 nt
Organism: Priapulus caudatus
Lineage: Eukaryota; Metazoa; Priapulida; Priapulimorpha; Priapulimorphida; Priapulidae
Product: atrial natriuretic peptide receptor 2-like
Exons: 13
Biological process (GO): cGMP biosynthetic process; protein phosphorylation; intracellular signal transduction
Molecular function (GO): guanylate cyclase activity; protein kinase activity; ATP binding
Source: RefSeq, a predicted model, not a curated record
AUGAACUUUCAGACCGUCAGCUGGUUUUAUCCAAACUUCUGGAAGACCCCGGGUAACAAACCGCCUCCGAGUAUACCUGUCUGCGGAUUCUACAACGAGAAAUGCCCAGUGGAAACCGAUGGAAGCAUAAUAAAGGUCAUAGGUGGCGCGGUCGGCGGUACGAUAUUUCUGAUAGGGGCGAUUAUUGCAAGCGUGCUGCUUCGACGCAAGCAGAACGAGGAGCAGCUGAUGCUGAUGCAGUGGAAGCUGAAGAGCGACGAGAUAACGCCGAUCGACACCAAGCAGUUGCGAGCCUUCAGCUCGAACUCAGUCAGCAUCGUAAGUACCGCAGCCGUCGCGGACGUUGACGUCAGCGUCAGCGUCGUGGCUGUUGGCGUCAGCGUCGUGGCUGUUGGCGUCAGCGUCAUGGUCGUGACUGUUGGCGUCAGCGUCGUGGCUGUUGGCGUCAGAGUCAGCGUCGUGGCUGUUGGCGUCAGCAUCAGCGUCGUCGCUGUGACGGCCGCCUCGCUAGAGGACACCCAGGCGGCCGAGCACAGCCUGCGACAGAAACACGAGGCGCUGCUGUCGCGUCUCUAUAUGUGUCGCGGUCGCAUGGCCGUACUGAAGCGGCUCACGCGCGAGCAGUUCCACGUGCCGCGAGAGGAGCUGCUGCUGCUCAAGGAGCUGAAGGACAUGUCACACGACAACGUCAACCUGUUCAUCGGCAUGUGCAUGGAGGGCGACAACAGAUCGAUCGUGAUGGAGUACUGUAACAAGGGAAGUCUAUACGACAUACUCGAGCACGAAGACACAAAGCUAGACUGGAACUUUCGUUCCUCCUUCAUCUUCGACCUCGUUAAGGGCAUGGAGUACCUGCACACGACUCAGUUCCUCAGCUCUCACGGCCGCCUGAAGUCAACUAACUGCGUCAUCGACUCGCGCUGGGUGCUGAAGAUCACCGACUACGGACCGCACUACUACACGAUCCCGCUAGACACGGCCGAAGCCUACAUGGACAAGAAAUCGCUGCUGUGGGCGGCCCCGGAACUACUUCGCACGCCGACACCGCCCUACCAGGGCACUCAUAAAGCCGACGUCUACAGCUUCGGUAUCAUCCUAUCUGAGAUCAUCAUCAGGGCAGCUCCGUACGACCACAACAACAAGGAAUUCGAUGAGAUCGUGCAGCGCGUUGAGCUUCGGGAAACGCCGCCGUAUCGUCCCGUACUGAACGACGCCGACCGCACGCAGUGCCCGGAGUCGCUCGUGCGCCUGAUGCACCAGUGCUGGAGCGAGGAGCCGGAGAGGCGACCCAGCUUCUUCGCCAUCCGCAGGGAACUGAGAAACGUGUUCGGCGACAAGUCUACGAACAUCAUGGACAAUGUUCUGAAGAUGAUGGAGACGCACGCCAACAAUCUGGAGAGCACGGUGAACGAGCGCACGAAGAUGCUGAUAGAGGAGAAGAAGAAGACGGACGUGCUGCUCUAUCGUCUGCUGCCCGCGACGAUCGCAGACGCGCUGAAGUUCGGCCGCGACGUGCCGCCGGAGACGUACGAACAAGUGACCAUCUUCUUCUCGGACAUCGUCGGCUUCACGAAUAUCUGUUCGCAGAGCACGGCGCUGCAGGUCGUCGACCUUCUCAAUGACCUCUACAGCACCUUCGAUGCCAUCAUCAAAAGCCACGAUGCCUACAAGGUGGAGACUAUAGGCGACUCGUACCUGGUCGCCAGCGGCCUGCCGAAGCGCAACGGUAGCCGACACGUCGCGGAGAUUGCCGACAUGUCGCUAGGCAUGAUGGUAGAAGUCAAGACCUUCCGUAUCCGCCACAUGCCCAGGACGCAGAUGAAGAUGCGCAUCGGGAUCCACACGGGCCCGUGCGCUGCAGGCGUCGUCGGCUCAGCGAUGCCUCGCUACUGUCUGUUCGGCGACACGGUGAACACGGCCUCAAGGAUGGAGUCGAAUGGCGAAGGUAUGCGCAUGCACGAAACAUG